AGUGCUCUGCCUCCUAUGUGUGGCAGGCAGUCAUGUAGUGCUCCAGUCACAUCCAAAGCUGCGUUACUUCUGGGCCCGCCCUUUACUGUGCUGUGAUUGGAGGAGGAUUUCAGUAUGUCAUGUGAUGUUUUCUUGUCCUGCAGGAGUCGUGCUGGGCCGUGUAGUCCGUGUGCCCUCUGGUCCUCUUCUGCGGGUGGAAGGUACCGAUGUUUCCAUCUCCUGUAACGUCACUGACUAUGAGGGCCCCGUGGAGCAGGACUUUGAUUGGACGGUUUCCUCGGGGGCGGGUCCUGCAGUGGCAGUGAUCAGCACAUGGGACAGCUCGUUCACACACUCCUCCUACAAAGAGCGGGUGAAAUCCGGGGCCGUCCAGCUACAGAGGACCGGAAACAGCGAGAUCGUCCUCCGACUACAGCGGCUGAAGGCCUCCGACGAGGGCAACUACACCUGCUCCACACCCAGCACCGAUGCCACCUACAGCGGCAACUACGAGGCCCACGUCCAGCUGAAAGUGAUCCCUGAUGCCCUACGCCUGAAGGUCCCCCGAGGUCGCCGCUCCAGCCUCCAUAACAUCACAGAGGGCGGAUCCUUCCGGUUACCGUGCUCGGCAUCACUUGAAGACUCGGCAACUCACGCCCACCUCUCCCUCACCUGGCAGCGCCAGUCCGGGGCCUCAGUCUCUGAGGUUCUGACACUGACCCACCUGGGACGACUGCAUCCUGGCACAAAAUACGCAGGCCGCUACAGCGACGGGGAGUUGCGGGUGGACACGGCAGCAGACGACACCUACCAGCUGACCGUGGAGGCUGCUCAGCCAUGGGAUGCUGGAGAAUACAGCUGUGUGGCCCGGACCUGGGUGCAAGGGCCCGAUGGCUGGGAGAAGAUCCAAGAGAAGGCAGCGGCUGUGGCCCAGGUGGAGGUCCGGCCCAUCGAGCUGACAGCGUCCAUCGUGGAGCCGGCCCUGGUGGUCUCAGAGGGCGCCCCCUUUAACCUGUCCUGUCUGGUAUCUGUAGACUCCAGCGUCCCCCUCAUCACACGCGUGCGCUGGUUCCAUUCUCACUUGGGAGAGCUGCACCAUCUGCCUAGCGGGCCGGACCCUGACCAGGAGACCACCGGGACCCACCAGCUGCUGGUGCCACAGGCGUGGGACUCCGGAGAUUACACCUGCAGGGCCAGCGCAUGGAUCCUGCUCAGCAACGGGACGUGGCACCGAGCCGCCGAGGGAACCUCUCCCCCAGUGACAGUGCAGGUGACUCAUGAUG
This is a messenger RNA of Hyla sarda, 1262 nucleotides long. RefSeq names its product prostaglandin F2 receptor negative regulator-like. Lineage: Eukaryota; Metazoa; Chordata; Amphibia; Anura; Hylidae. The record is from RefSeq and is a predicted model, not a curated record.